This is a messenger RNA of Solanum stenotomum, 1229 nucleotides long. RefSeq names its product homeobox-leucine zipper protein ATHB-12. The transcript is spliced from 2 exons. Gene Ontology annotation, cellular component: nucleus. Gene Ontology annotation, molecular function: DNA-binding transcription factor activity, RNA polymerase II-specific; sequence-specific DNA binding. The coding region runs from base 125 to 883 and encodes 252 amino acids. Lineage: Eukaryota; Viridiplantae; Streptophyta; Magnoliopsida; Solanales; Solanaceae. Gene Ontology annotation, biological process: positive regulation of DNA-templated transcription. The record is from RefSeq and is a predicted model, not a curated record.
AGCUGAACACCAUAAAGAUACCAUUCUAUCAACUGUCAACUACUGCCACAGAGAUACAUGAACUUUCCAGUUCCAAUCCACACACAUAGAUAUAUAUCCCAAAUCAAGAAAUUUCACAAAUAAGAUGUUUGAUGCAGGGGAAUUUUCUCCAAGUUCUUCAGCAGCUGCUCUGUCUGCGGAGUGUUUCAGUAGUAGCAGCUGCUUCAGCAGUCUAUCAUCCUCAAAGAAGAAGAAGAUUAACAAUAACAACGCGAGGAGGUUCAGCGAUGAACAGAUAAAAUCAUUAGAAACGAUGUUCGAAACAGAGACCAAACUUGAACCAAGAAAGAAGCUGCAACUAGCCAGAGAACUCGGAUUGCAACCUCGACAAGUAGCAAUUUGGUUUCAAAACAAGAGAGCUCGAUGGAAAUCGAAGCAACUCGAAAGGGAUUACAGUAUACUUAAAUCCAAUUAUGACAAUCUUGCUUCCCAGUACGAAUCUUUAAAGAAAGAAAAACAAUCCUUGCUUAUUCAGUUGCAAAAACUGAAUGAUGUGAUGCAGAAAGAAAGGGGGAAGUACUGUUGCAAGCAAGAAAUCGAGUUAGACAACAGAUGUGCUGCAAUUAAGAAAAAUGAAAUGGAAGGGAUGCCAAGCUUGUCUUUUGACUUAUCAUCUCAGCAUGGAACAAAUGGUGUUAUUUCAGAUGAUGACAUUGACAGCAGUAUAAAAGCUGAUUAUCUCGGGUUAGAUGACGAUGCAGUACAUCAUCUACUGAAAAUUGUUGAAGCAGAGGAUAGUUCUUUAACUUCCCCUGAAAAUUGGGGCAGCCUAAACGACGAUGGUAUCUUAAACCAUCAGCCUAAUAGUUCUAGUUAUGAUCACUGGUGGGAUUUCUGGUCUUGAAUCAGAAUUGUCGACAAAAUAUACACAUCUAAAACGUUGGCUUUAGAAAUGAUCAGCUGCCAAAUUGCUCACGACUCUUGUACAUUUGAUCGAGCAUGCUGGCAUCCUUUGUUUUCACUUUCAUAAGAGUUGAGUUUACCUCAGCCUUACAGUGCCUUUGUCUACUAGACAAACUGUAAUCUUGUAUACUAGUACUAGUCCAUGGUGAUUUUAGUUUGUAUGCCUUGAAAUAUGCUCGUAGUAAUUAUCAGACCAGAAUAGCUGAGAAUUAUAAUUUCCAGCAGCUCGUAAUCAGAGAUAUAGUUUAAAAGAAAGUAACCACACAGAAUAGAAGCUAUUGGAGGGU